Molecule: messenger RNA, 5352 nt
Organism: Synchiropus splendidus (mandarinfish)
Lineage: Eukaryota; Metazoa; Chordata; Actinopteri; Syngnathiformes; Callionymidae
Gene: cep170ba
Product: centrosomal protein 170Ba
Exons: 18
Coding region: 40-4509 (1489 amino acids)
Molecular function (GO): protein binding
Source: RefSeq, a predicted model, not a curated record
UUGAAGGAUGCGAAGAAGGUCUUGACCCGUGGCCCCAAGAUGAGCGUGACGUCAUGGUUUCUGGUCAGCAGCUCCGGCACACGCCACCGGUUGCCACGGGAGAUGAUUUUCGUUGGCAGGGAUGACUGCGAGCUGAUGCUGCAGUCACGCAGCGUGGACAAGCAGCACGCUGUGAUCAACUACGACCCGAACACGGAUGAGCAUAUGGUGAAGGACCUCGGAAGUCUGAAUGGGACGUUUGUCAACGACCUGCGGAUCCCCGACCAGACGUACAUCACCCUCAAACUCUCCGACAUCAUCCGCUUCGGUUACGAUUCGCAUGUUUAUAUUCUGGAGAAGAGUCAACACAAGGUCCCAGAGGAAGCACUCAAACAUGAGAAGUACACCAGCCAGUUGCAGCUCAGCAUCAAAGCUCUGGAGGCCCGAGAGAAGGAGAAGGAGAAGCAGAAGCUGCAGAAGUCGGACAAGAACAGAGACGCUCUGUCUGGUGUCAAGCUGCAGGAGCGGGUGGAGAGAAAAGCCCAGUCUCUCACAGCUGUCACAGACUCCCCUAUAUCAAAGCCAUCUCCCCUGUAUGGACAACCGUCCUGGUGGGGGGAGGAUGAAAACCCGACCAGCAAGAGCCCGAGUCGAGCUGUCAAGUCACCAGAGCGAGAGACGUCAGGUAUUGGUAAAGAUGUUUCCAAAUACGAGAUCACUGGUUCUCUCUCGGACAAUCAAGCCAAGUCCAUCUUCUCGUACCGCCGAGAGCCCAGCUACUUUGAGAUUCCAACAAAGGAGCUGCAGCAGCGUCCUCUCAGAAAGCUGGAGUCCCAGGUCCAUGAGGUUCCCACCAAGGACACACCAGAUCCUCUCGAAGACUCUCUAACUACCUCCAAACACUCAGUGGUGCAGAGCCACGCGUCCUUCACCAUUGAAUUCGACGAGUGCUCUCCAGGGAAAAUGAAAAUUAAGGAUCAUGUGACCAAAUUCUCGUUCCGCCAGCAGCGCAAAGCUCCCACUGAGUCGGCCGCCACGCCCACUGAGGUGGUGUCGGCGGAAAGCAAGGUGGUGGACUGGCUGGUCCAGAGCAACGCUAGCAUGAUGAGGAGGCAGUCACAGACUGAUGAUGUGCUCCAAAUUGAUCAGUCUCUUUUGAAAAACAAAAACCAACGUGAACUUCGCUCGCAUGAUGAUCCUGAAGAUUCUGUUGUCAUGAAGGAUCUCCUCACGUCAGAUCCUGUUGGGGUUCAGAUGUCCCCACACCCACUGAGAGCCUCCCCUCCUCAACGUUUAACCUCCACUGAGACUGAGGACAGUCUAGACAAAUCCGAUCCCCAUCAGGACUUUCCUGUGGAAAUCUACGACGAGAACAUCAGAAAAAAGCGUUCCCAGUCCUUCACUACCUCACCAGAAUCCCCCGCCGCCCGCAACCAGUCAGAGAACCCCACGAAAAGUUUAAUUGGGGAGAAAUAUAACUCCCCGCAGGCGGCUGCUUCCCCCCCAACCCAGCGUUACACGAUCCCCCUAAAAAGCCCAGCGUCUCCUGCUCUGAAGAGAAACGGUUCAUUGCGUCGGGAGAGAUCCGAGGUCAGAAUAAGCUCUUCGUCUGUGGCCACUAAACCGUUCGGCAGUGUGGGCAGAAAAUCCAAACUUGCCCAGGAGUUUUCAGCCGAGUUGCUCAAACAGUCGAAUCACACCUCGCCCACCAGCAGUGACAAGAGCACGCCAAGUCCCCAAACUAACACCAACAGUAUUAGAUCCUCCAGCACGCCCUCCUCGAAUUCGCCGUACGAGCCCCAAACGUCCUCUCCUAUUCAUCGGCCUGUACCCCUGAAGCCUCCCAUCAUGCCAGUGGCAUCCCAGAGCGUGGAGGUGAAAAGCCCCCCAGCAAGGCACGAAGAGGAGGACAGCUUGAGUGACGCAGGAACCUACACCAUCGAGGCAGAUGUUCGGGAUAAAGAACUAGAAGAAGCUCGGGGAAGCAUCGAUCAGGCUCAGUCGGCAGAAGCUCCUAAGUGGAGGUCUUGCUGGGCCAGCUUGGCGGACAGCUACACUGACUCCGGACGUGCAACCGGCGUCUUUGACAUCUCCUCACAGAUGGACCCUUCAGAACUUGCCGCCUACAAGUCCAGCAAAACUCCAAACAGCGCUGAAGGCUUCGGGACUGGCACGUCGGUAGAGAAGAGUGAUCGCCCAACUCCCAUGAUUCAUGUUCAUUAUGACCCACAGUCAACAUUUGAUGUGGAGGAAAGCAGCUCUGAGGCCCUCAGGGGCCAGGACAGUGUUAGCCGCUUGUCCGUGCACGACGACUUGGAUCCAGACAGUCUGAGCGAUGCCAGCAAGUCCGACGAUGGUUCUGUUAUAGACCAGCGCAGGAAACCGUCGUCUGACACAGAGAAGACGCUAGAGGACGAGUCCAAGGCUACGUCGUUCUAUAUCGGGUCAGAUGACCAAAACCAAACAAGUCCCAGCCAGGUCAAACCUGCCACCCCGCUGCCUGGGAGAAAAAAUGCCACCAAAACCUUCUCGACUGCAACUCUGACUAAACCAAAAAGAAACCAAGACCCUGGGAAAAUGGCGGGAAGUGCAUCUGCUCCUGUUCUGACUCAGGACACUGAGUCAAAUGAGAUCCCAGUCACCUUGGUCAGACAGAGAAGCUUUACUAAAGACCAGCCCAGCAAUGCUAGACUUCCCAACAUCUCCACCGAGUCUUCCCCAAAUCAGGACACCCAUUCGUACCUCAAAGAGACAGAGAACGCGCUCGCAGCGCUGGAGGCCAAACUCAAAACCGAGCAAUCGACGACUGCUCCCUCUCCUGUGAUGGACUCGCUUUCAGGGGAGUCCGACAUCGAUACCUCCAGUUCACUCAGCCACCACAGCAAUAAGACCAAACCAAAUCUGACAAGAAAACCUGUGAUCAGUGGCAUUCGGCGAGAAAAGUCUUCCGCUAGCAUUGCUAGCCAGGACUCCAAUUACCAGUCCUCGACUUCUGAGCGUCUGUACGAGAAACAGAGUUCUCAGAGGAGCUCCAGGGCGGAGUCGGUGAGGCGAGCCGCCGGACUCAGGCGGAGUGCCGGUAAAUGUGGCUCAACAGACUUCAGCGAUGACCCUCAAACUGCCACCGUACCCUACUCAGACCAUGAGUCCCACAGUUACCAGACCAGGAAAAAAUACACAGUCCCCCUCCAGAAGGAGGAUGGAAAGGGCAUCAAAAUCUCCCAGGUCCUGAGUCGAGCCAGCAGCUUGUCGGCACCGAGGCCGACCAGGGCGUCCAUGCUCCGGCGGGCACGCCUGGGUGAAGCCUCCGACAACGAGGGAGCGGAGACAGAGAGGAUGGCGCAGGAGACGGCCAGUGUUCCCGCCAAGCAGCCGCCAACUGAGACCAAGAAACUCUCCAAGUGGGACAUGCUGGCGAUGCCUCGGAAGCGGACCAGUUCGAUCCACGCGCCGAGUGACAGCGAGGCCACAGGCGGGAGGAACACGGGAUUCUCCAACCGCAGCACAGAGCUGGGCUAUAACUCUACCCGGAGGUCUUCCACACCGGGACCGAAACCAGCUGAGCGGCCGCAGAAGCCUGCUCUCAACAAGACCCCCAUCACCCGGGUACGGUCCAGCAGCGCCAAAUACAGUAGCAGCACUGCAAGCUCUCGGCGGCGACAGAAGGGCACCGACUAUACUUCUACCUCAGAUGAGGAGUACGACUCAAACCAGAGCACCCCUAAACCCAAACGCUCCCAAACUCCCUCAGCUUCCCACAGCCCUCGCAGGACUCAGCAGCCCAAGUCUCGCGCCACACAGUCCGAGGACGAGAACCGGGAGGGGGGCACCACCAACAGCUGGUCCUCGCACAGCGCCGAGAUCGCACGACUGAGCAAAGACUUGGCCAAAGAUCUCGCCAUUCUGGCCCGAGAGAUUCACGAUGUGGCGGGUGAGGGAGACCCAGAGACGUUCGUGGAGGAGAGCAACACUUCAACAUCGACGGUCACGGCUCACGGACAGUCGGGUCACAGUUAUCUGGAGUCGGUGACCCAAAGAGUCUCACCGGGUUCUUCACCCACUGUCCCAGGGGAUCGUGACAGUAGCUCCCAGCGAGAGGUGGGUGGCGGGAUGUUGGAUCCGGUCUCUCAGGUCAUCAUGGCCAUCAAGGAGAACACCGACCAGCUCGCCGGCAAGAUCAAGGUGAUGUUCCAGGACCGGCUGGAUGUUUGGGAGGAGAUUGAAGCCAAAGUCAAUUCUGACAACAGCGCCCCCGGCGUCAAAACCUCCAAUAAGGAAAUCUCCUCCAUCCUCAAAGAGCUGAGCAGAGUUCAGAGACAGCUUGAAGUCAUCAACACGGUGGUGGAGCCCUGUCGUCAGCCCGAACCUACCAAGACCACGGCCUCAGCUCGACCUUCCAGAACCGGAUCAUCGAGGGACUGGAGGACAGGCCACUCCAACACGCGGCGAGGCGGCGGGCCGAGGCCCAGUGAGAGUGUCCGCCGAACCGCCGUGACACCUGAAGAUGUGCGGCAGGGGUAUCUGGUUUGACUCUCGAACCCUGGACCAGUUCACCCGACACAAGAGAGGAAGUCGGGCCGUUACUUUUGCACUGAACUUAACACGUUAGUGCUGCAGAUGUUUCAUGAGCACAAUCGGAUUCAAGCUCCAGCCUGAGGAGAAAACUCAGGGACGUUGUUGAGUCAGAGUUAUGUUGCAACGUUUUCCUGCGCAGGUGCUCGGUCAUUUGACAAUCAUGUUUAGAGCUAAAAAAUCUUCACUGAAAAUACCAAGUUCCACAGACAGAUUUCCAGGUCCAAAAUCCAAAUUUUGUGAUUCUUUCCAAAAAUGAAUCAUGAAUAUUCCGAAUGUUUUGCUAGCGGUGGAACUUGUUUACGUUGUGUUUUCCAGCGUCGUCCGUUAAGCCCCGCCCCCAUGGAGCGCUGAAUGUAUCUGUAUUUAUUCUGUCCGUUCUUGUCGACUCGCGGUGCCAGUCUUUUGAGAUUAAAUCCGUUUCAGUCGUAGUUCUCUGUUGGUCAGCUUCGAAGAAAGGGCUGUAGAUGUGUGUCUCUCUGCUGGUCCUGUCCGACCCGAGACAACUGAUUGUGUUUUGCUACUGACCCAAGUCGUCGCACACUUCUGGGAGAGGUCACGUGAGUUCAUGUGCGGGGUGUAAAUAUCUGUUAAAUACCUCUCAGUCUUUUGCACUAAAUGAAUGAUUCCGUCUCGUAUCGCGACUGAAAGUCUUUUACCGUGAGGUUUUGCCUCUCAAGUGCCACGGAGCUUCGAAUGUUUGACUCGAAUCGAAGACGUCAUCUGAAGUCGUCUGUUUUAUUUGUGUUCAUGAUUGUGAUAAAUAUCAAAUAAAUUAAACUGAUAAAUCUGAUUUGUGUU